This is a messenger RNA of Leguminivora glycinivorella, 1378 nucleotides long. RefSeq lists its product as uncharacterized. The record is from RefSeq and is a predicted model, not a curated record. Lineage: Eukaryota; Metazoa; Arthropoda; Insecta; Lepidoptera; Tortricidae. The transcript is spliced from 4 exons. The coding region runs from base 1 to 639 and encodes 212 amino acids.
AUGUAUCAUCCUAAUCAGCAGUACGUCAAUGGAUACUCAUAUCCACAGUUUUUCGGUAUUCCCACCGAAACUGUGCCAAAUGUGCAACAGAACAGAGCAACAGCUUCGUCUUCAAGUUCAGACGAUUCGUCGGACGCGCCAGCAGCGCAGGCGAAGCGUGAGAAAGCUGUUAAAAAGAAAGCGAGUGGUGACGGUGAAGGGAAGAAAAAAUUGGAUACGUCGGGGUUUUCGAUAGAGGAGCGCAUCGUGGCCGCGGCUUGGGUGCACGAGCGCUACCACACGCGCACCUCCAUGGGACAGAUAAAGCAGCAGUUUGAGCUGCGUUUUGGGCGGCCGGCGCCGGCCAAGAACACCCUGGUAGUGUGGGAGCGCAAACUGUUUGCUUCUGGCUCCAUCCAUGAUGCGCCGCGCGCCGGCCGUCCAGCCAAAAGGAAGCUGGAGGCGAGCGAGGUGUCGGAGUCCCUGGCGGCGUCCCCCGCGCUGUCCGUGCGCGCGCGCGCCGCCGAGCUCAACGUGCCGCGCUCCACGCUGCGCGCGCUCAUGCGCCAUCUACCGGCCGAGCCUGACAAGCCGGCAAAGCCGAGAGCGGCCAGGAAGCGCCCCUCCAAGCCUGCGAUCCCCGUGCAGCCGCUUUUCUAGCCACCGCCUCGAGCAGGAGCUUGACACUCAUAGCAAGCUGUGCGUGUUAUUUUAUUGAGAAUAGUACGCGCAACUCUGCUUAGAGGGCGCCACUAGCACAAACAGUAAACAUACCACCUUAAUAAUUUGAAAAUUAAUAAGUAAAAUAAACAUAUGAGGCGGGAAUCAAAGCAGCAUACCAGCUUGAAAAAUUAGCAAAAUGUUUUCAAUUGAAGGUAAUUUCAAAUGUCUAUUACGCUAUUAAACUUAAUCAUGCAGAAACGGCUGCGAGCGAUUUUAUAUUUUUUUAUUAAAGGAUAAAUUCACACCUCCGGCAGGACUCGAACCUGAGACCUUCUGUAUUAUUUGUAAGUUACUGUAUGUUUUACUAUUUGUACUAGCCCUGCACACUGGCGGCAGUGUUGAGCGGCACGGCAGUAUAAUACUCCCUAGAAAAGGGCUCCAGAGCACAGUUUGCAUGCACAUGGUUUGUAAUCGGCGGGCUGAGAAACAUGGAAGGUGAAGGUUGAACAUAUUACUUAGGCCCACUUGCACCGACCACUUAACUCAGGGUUAGUGGGCUCAGUGGGCUGUCAACUGUCAAAUUCCAUAUAGAAUGGUGGGUUAACCCUCCAUCUUCGUUGGUGCAAGUGGCACUUAUAAGGAUACAUAUUUAGUUAUAAUUAGUUAUACUUGUUGGUAAGGAUUUAGAACUUUAGAUUCUCAAGGUGCCUAGCCAUCAUUCCAAUUAUUUACACUC